ACGCGGAGCAGAGCGGUGCAGAAAGCGGACUGGAGCGGAAUUAUUUGGCCGCCGAUAACAGACCGCGUACGAAUUUCCAUGUGUUUUGAACGUACUUUUUGUUUUGUUUUGUGGCUAGUUGUUGUACGUGAUGAACGCGGUGAACUCAAACAUGCGGUCGAUUGUUUAAAUUUUCAAUGAAUGGCAGCGGUAGUUUUAAACAAUUCAAUGAAUUGAAUUGACUUGGCGCCGCCAUCGCAUUAACCCAUGACAACAGUUACCCACUUUGACACACCCACGAUGGGGACAGUCGCUUCAGAUUCAACGAUGGAAAAUGUGGAAACGGCGACCCAGUCCCAAACACAGGAUAAUCUGCGCAUAUUUUUGAAGCAUUUGUAUGCCGAGUGCGUGUACCGAUACAAGAAUGUCACAUACGAUGCGGCCGACCCAUCAGUUUCACUCGUGGCAGCAACAGACUACGAGUCGGAUUUGACGGAGAAUUUCAGCCCGGUGCCGCGAUAUCUUGAGGACGCUGUAUUGAACGAGGGCGCCAUUGAUAUGCGGAACGUGGACGAGGAGCUGGCGGAAAAGGAGGAGCUAAUGGCCACCGUCCUCAGUGCAACGAUGGCCACAAAUCAGCAGGAGCCGCUGCUCUUCUGCCCCUUGAACUUUGACGGAUAUCUGUGCUGGCCCCGGACGCCGGCAGGCACCGUGCUGAGUCAAUAUUGUCCCGACUUCGUAGAGGGAUUCAACAGCAAGUUUCUGGCCCACAAGACCUGCCUGGAGAACGGCUCCUGGUUCCGUCAUCCGGUAAGCAAUCAGACCUGGUCCAAUUACACCAACUGCGUGGACUACGAAGACCUGGAGUUUCGCCAGUUCAUCAACGAGCUGUACGUAAAAGGCUAUGCCCUCUCCCUGCUGGCCCUGCUCAUAUCGAUUAUUAUCUUCCUGGGCUUCAAAUCCCUGCGCUGCACCCGGAUUCGGAUUCAUGUUCACCUGUUCGCCUCGCUGGCCUGCACCUGUGUGGCCUGGAUUUUAUGGUACCGCCUGGUGGUGGAGCGAAACGAAACCAUAGCCGAGAAUCCGCUCUGGUGCAUUGGCUUGCAUCUGGUGGUGCACUAUUUCAUGUUGGUCAACUACUUCUGGAUGUUCUGUGAGGGUCUGCAUCUACACCUGGUGCUCGUUGUGGUCUUUGUCAAGGACACGAUUGUGAUGCGCUGGUUCAUUGUCAUCAGCUGGCUAUCGCCGAUUCCCGUUGCCAUUGUCUACGGAUUGGCCAGGCAUUUCAGCGGCCCGGAUAACAAACACUGCUGGAUAAAUGACAGCCUUUACCUGUGGAUCUUCUCGGUGCCCAUAACCCUCUCACUGCUGGCCAGCUUUAUUUUCCUGAUCAACGUGCUGCGGGUGAUCGUCCGGAAGCUGCAUCCCCAGUCCGCCCAACCUGCGCCCUUGGCCAUCCGCAAGGCGGUGCGGGCCACCAUUAUCCUGGUGCCGCUGUUCGGCCUGCAGCACUUCUUGUUGCCCUAUCGUCCGGAUGCGGGCACCCAGCUGGACCGCUUCUACCAGCUGCUCUCCGUCGUCCUGGUCAGCCUGCAAGGAUUCGUGGUCUCCUUCCUGUUCUGCUUCGCCAACCAUGACGUCACCUUCGCCAUCCGCACGCUGCUCAACAAGUGGCUGCCCCGACUGGUGACCGCUCCGCCGGCGGGGAGUAAUACCGGGCAGAUGGCCACGACCACGCCCAGCCGCGAGUUGGGCGUUUAAGGAGUACCACGCGAGGGUCGAUCGAAAUAUUGACCGUAUCGCCGAGCAAAGAUUUUGAACAGAGUUCAAGCAUAAGCAUUUCUUUUCAUUAUCCUUAAACAAAUAACGCUAUAUAAUUUUUUAUUUAAAGCAUUAUCACAAAAAACCAGAAAAAAGCUAGCUUCGGCAAGCCGAAAUUUAUAUAAU
Molecule: messenger RNA, 1926 nt
Organism: Drosophila elegans
Lineage: Eukaryota; Metazoa; Arthropoda; Insecta; Diptera; Drosophilidae
Gene: hec
Product: calcitonin gene-related peptide type 1 receptor
Exons: 10
Coding region: 247-1740 (497 amino acids)
Biological process (GO): cell surface receptor signaling pathway; adenylate cyclase-modulating G protein-coupled receptor signaling pathway
Cellular component (GO): plasma membrane
Molecular function (GO): calcitonin receptor activity
Source: RefSeq, a predicted model, not a curated record